This is a messenger RNA of Rhinolophus ferrumequinum (greater horseshoe bat), 1432 nucleotides long. It is a transcript of the gene MGP, whose product is annotated as matrix Gla protein. Bases 98 to 409 code for a protein of 103 amino acids. Lineage: Eukaryota; Metazoa; Chordata; Mammalia; Chiroptera; Rhinolophidae. The record is from RefSeq and is a predicted model, not a curated record. Gene Ontology annotation, cellular component: extracellular region. Gene Ontology annotation, molecular function: calcium ion binding. The transcript is spliced from 4 exons. Gene Ontology annotation, biological process: regulation of bone mineralization.
AAACUCCACAGCCUUUCACUAACAGCCUGCAGGAACCUCUCUCCCCACAGCUGCUGCACAAGGCGGUGAGACUGACCCACUGGGCCACGGACAGACCAUGAAGACUCUGCUGCUUCUCUCCAUUCUGGCUGCCCUGGCCGUGGCAGCUUUGUGUUAUGAGUCUCAUGAAAGUAUGGAAUCCUAUGAAAUCAGUCCCUUCAUCAACAGGAGAAACGCCAAUACCUUUAUAUCCCAGCAACAGAGAUGGAGAGCUAAAGCCCAAGAAAGAAUCCGAGAACGCACUAAGCCUGCCUAUGAGUUCAAUCGGGAAGCCUGUGAUGACUACAAACUGUGUGAACGCUAUGCCAUGGUUUACGGAUACAAUGCGGCCUACAAUCGCUACUUCCGGCAGCGCCGAGGUGGCAAAUGAGAUUGGAAAAAGUCUCUUUCCAGAGCCUGGUGCCUGGUUUUGUAUUCCCUUGCAGUAGCAUCACUGAACCAUAUAAACAUACAAAUCGCUUGUUUCUUAAAUGUUCCCAUCUGGCUGCACGCCUCCUUCCUGUUCCCAGAUCGAUACGUAAUGGAAGUGCAGAGCAGUGAAGUUCUAAGGAGAGUUCCGAUGUGCGAUUAUUAACAUAAUAAACUUCUGGUUGGAUACUUCCAUUUUGUAAGCCUGAUUUCUUCUGGAAAAAUGCUAAGAUAUUUAAAUCACGGCCCACCUAACCCAGCAUAGGAGAUUCUGUUAAUGAUGUUCUAGUACUGAUUAGAAGCAUAACUGCAUAGAAAGAAUGAACCUUGGAAGGCAUUCACCCAGCCAUAAUUUGUCUAGUCUCUCUACCUUGGGGUCAGUGAAUGAUUGCUUCCUAUUAGGUGCUAUCAAUGAUUUUCAAACAUAGACGAUUGAUAUUCCUGCUCCUCAACUUUAAAUGGCCCCUAAAUUCCUUCUGUGUGGAUUUCUGACCCUGACCUAAAUGUUACUUCCUAAGAUGCCACAGUUUUGACUCUUACUUAGGCAAGACCAUGUUUAGUUUCAGAAUCGCCGGAGAUUUUUAAAUAAUGCAAUCGUGGAAUUUUGGAGCCAGAAGAUGCUAGAGCUCCAUUUGGCUUGGUUUGCUGACGAGGAAAUGAAGUUCCAGAGUCUUCUGCUUGGCAGUUAGGGGCAGAGGCCAGGGCUUCUGUAACCCAGAUCUGACCUUGCUCUUCUCGGCCAUGAGAACUUGUUCAUGCCCACCCUUUAUAUCCAUUACUUCCGGCAGGCCCCCUGCCUUCAUCGCCUUUCUAUUCCUUAAAAAUUCUGUACAAAACUCAAGCAUUUAUGAAAUCAGUGAUGAUUAAAUCCACCCAGCUUCCAUCACUCUACUGAAGCCAGUAUCCAGCUGUUCAAGAAUUUAUGUAGCGUCAAGUACAAUGUUAUUAUUCAAUUCAUGUUUUGAUUAAAGUUUCUUAUUAUGUA